CUCUGCCUCCGCUCCCCGCGCCGCGGCCGCGCCUCGGCCCCAUCUGAGGGCCUGACAGCCCCCGGGCAGGGCGGCGCCACGGCGGGCACCGCGCUCCCCUCCACUGGAUCACUUCCCCCAGCUGGGGCAACUUCUCCCGAGGCGGGAGGCGCUUUGUUGUUGUUGUUGUUGUUUUUGUUUUUUUUUUACUCGGCUCCCUUAUAUCCCAAUCGGGCAAACUUCUCGGCCCUGAAUGACUUUUCCUGAAGCGGACAUUUUCCUCAAAUCCGGAGAGUGUGCUGGGCAGACGAUGCUGGACACGAUGGAGGCGCCGGGCCACUCGAGGCAGCUGCUGCUGCAGCUCAACAACCAGCGCACCAAGGGCUUCUUGUGCGACGUGAUCAUCGUGGUGCAGAACGCCCUCUUCCGCGCGCACAAGAACGUGCUGGCGGCCAGCAGCGCCUACCUCAAGUCCCUGGUGGUGCAUGACAACCUGCUCAACCUGGACCAUGACAUGGUGAGCCCGGCCGUGUUCCGCCUGGUGCUGGACUUCAUCUACACCGGCCGCCUGGCAGAUGGCGCAGAGGCGGCGGCGGCCGCGGCCGUGGCUCCGGGGGCCGAGCCGAGCCUGGGCGCAGUGCUGGCCGCCGCCAGCUACCUGCAGAUCCCCGACCUCGUGGCGCUGUGCAAGAAGCGCCUCAAGCGCCACGGCAAGUACUGCCACCUGCGGGGCGGUGGCGGCGGCGGCGGCGGCUACGCUCCCUACGGGAGGCCUGGCCGGGGCCUUCGGGCCGCCACGCCCGUCAUCCAGGCCUGCUACUCGUCCCCGGCCGGGCCCCCGCCGCCGCCAGCCGGUGAGCCGUCCGCGGGCCCCGAGGCCGCGGUGAACACGCACUGCGCGGAGUUGUACGCCUCGGGCCCCGGCCCGGCCUCCGCACUCUGCGCCCCGGAGCGCCGCUGCUCCCCGCUCUGCGGCCUGGACCUGUCCAAGAAGAGCCCGCCGGGCUCCGCGCCUCCCGAGCGGCCGCCCGGCGAGCGCGAACUGCCCCCGCGCCCAGACAGCCCUCCCAGUGCCGGCCCCGCAGCCUACAAGGAGCCCCCGCUCCCCCUGCCGCCGCUGCCGCCGCUGCCCUUCCAGAAGCUGGAGGAGGCCGUACCGCCUCCGGACCCGUUCCGUGGCGGCGGCGGCGGCGGCGGCGGCAGCCCGGGACCCGAGCCCCCGGGCCGCCCCGACGGGCCCAGCCUCCUCUACCGCUGGAUGAAGCACGAACCAGGCCUGGGCAGUUACGGCGACGAGCUGGGCCGGGAGCGCGGCUCCCCCAGCGAGCGCUGCGAGGAGCGCGGCGGGGACCCGGCCGCCUCGCCUGGGGUGCCUGCUCUAGGCCUGGCGCCGCCGCGCUACCACGGCGGCCUGGACGGGCCAGGCGCGGGUGGCGACGGCGACGACUAUAAGAGCAGCAGCGAGGAGACAGGCAGCAGCGAGGACCCCAGCCCGCCCGGCGGCCACCUCGAGGGCUACCCAUGCCCGCACCUGGCUUACGGCGAGCCCGAGAGCUUCGGUGACAACCUGUACGUGUGCAUACCGUGCGGCAAGGGCUUCCCUAGCUCGGAGCAGCUGAAUGCGCACGUGGAAGCUCACGUGGAGGAGGAGGAGGCGCUGUACGGCAGGGCCGAGGCGGCUGAGGUAGCUGCGGGGGCCGCCGGCUUGGGGCCCCCUUUUGGAGGCAGUGGGGACAAGGUCGCUGGGGCUCCGGGCGGCCUGGGUGAGCUGCUGCGGCCGUACCGCUGCGCGUCGUGCGACAAGAGCUACAAAGACCCGGCCACGCUGCGACAGCACGAGAAGACGCACUGGCUGACCCGACCCUAUCCUUGCACCAUCUGCGGGAAGAAGUUCACGCAGCGCGGGACCAUGACGCGCCACAUGCGCAGCCACCUGGGCCUCAAACCCUUCGCGUGCGACGCGUGCGGCAUGCGCUUCACGCGCCAGUACCGCCUCACCGAGCACAUGCGCAUCCACUCGGGCGAGAAGCCCUACGAGUGCCAGGUGUGCGGCGGCAAGUUCGCCCAGCAACGCAACCUCAUCAGCCACAUGAAGAUGCACGCCGUGGGUGGCGCGGCAGGCGCAGCCGGAGCGCUGGCCGGCCUGGGGGCGCUGCCCGGCGUCCCCGGCCCCGACGGCAAGGGCAAGCUCGACUUCCCCGAGGGUGUCUUUGCUGUGGCCCGCCUCACGGCUGAACAGCUGAGCCUGAAGCAGCAGGACAAGGCAGCGGCGGCCGAGCUGCUGGCGCAGACCACGCACUUCCUGCACGACCCCAAGGUGGCGCUCGAGAGCCUCUACCCGCUGGCUAAGUUCACCGCCGAGCUGGGCCUCAGCCCGGACAAGGCGGCCGAGGUGCUGAGCCAGGGAGCGCACCUGGCCGCCGGACCCGACGGCCGGACCAUCGACCGCUUUUCCCCCACCUAGAGCGCCUCUUGCCGGUCCGCCUUCGUCGCCGCCGCGUGGCACCGACCCGUGCCCGCCCCCCGCCCCCCACUCCCCCCAC
This is a messenger RNA of Callorhinus ursinus (northern fur seal), 2522 nucleotides long. RefSeq names its product HIC ZBTB transcriptional repressor 1 (gene HIC1). Gene Ontology annotation, cellular component: nucleus. The record is from RefSeq and is a predicted model, not a curated record. Gene Ontology annotation, biological process: regulation of transcription by RNA polymerase II. Gene Ontology annotation, molecular function: protein binding; DNA-binding transcription factor activity, RNA polymerase II-specific. NCBI's taxonomy places the organism in Eukaryota, Metazoa, Chordata, Mammalia, Carnivora, Otariidae.